AUGGAUAGCUCUGUAGUUAACAAGCGUAUAAAUACAAAUCCCAUAAAUUCUGAGACUCCAUGCAAAGUUAAAAAAAUUGAUGAUCAGAAUGUGCAAACACCAGAUUUACAACAAAUGCAACAAUCUCAUCACGGUCUUUCUUCAUUAAGUUUAUCACAAUCAAUAGAUAACAAAAUGAGUAAUAUAGCUAAAUUGAGACAACAAUUUGUAGAAGAAGUAAAAAGUAUUGAAUUAUCCCAAAAGGAGUCAAUCAAGAGUUUGAAACAAAAAAUUAUUGAUGCCAAUCAAAAAGUAAAAAUUUUUACUACAAAACUCAAAGAAGCAAAUGAAUAUCUAUGUAAUCAAAGUGAGAUUAUUUACAAGAAAGAAGAAGAAAAUAAAGUCUUAAGAGACAAAGUGGCAGAAUUAUUUGGAUAUCAAAAAAUACUUUAUGAGAACAUGGAAGCUAUUACAAACAUCCUUUCUACCCAUGAAGGUCUUUCCAAUGACUUAGCAAACGAAUAUGAUCAUGUCAUGAUAAUACAAGACAAUGAUACUACAACUUUAGAAGAAAAUCUCAGAAAAUUAAUUCCUGAUGAAAAACUUUUAACAGAAUUAGAUGAAUUAAACUUAAAAAUUAAUGAAUUGGAAAGAGAAAUUAUUGAAUAUGAAACUAAAGGUUCUCAAUUAGAAUCUAUACUACAAGAAAUUAGAAUUGAAAAAGAAAAUGAACAAAAGCAUAUUGACGAACUUGAUAGAAAAAUCAGUGAACUUGAAGCAAAAAAUAAUACCAUCAAAGAAAAUGCUUCUCAUGAGAAAAGUAAACUACUCAAUGAUGUACAGAAGCUAGAUCAAGAAAUCAAUGAACAGGUGUUAAAAAAACAAGAAUUCCAAACACAAAACAGCGAACUAAAACAAAAAAUUGAAAUAAAUAAAUGCAAAGAACAAAAAAUUAUGAAACAAAUAGCAGAAGCAAAUACAGAACUGAAUGUACUUGUAUUAGAGACUGCAAAUUUGAAUAUAGCCAAGAGCAAAAAUGAACAAAAAAAUAAAGACAAAGUAGAUAAAUUAAAAAAAGAAUUGAAUGCUAAACAAACUGAUUUGGUAAUAACUAAAAAUAGUCAUAUGCAAGCUAUUAAUAUUUUACAGAAGAAAAUUUCUGAAUUACAACAAAAAUGUAAAUGUUACGAUGGCGUCGAAUUUAAAUUACAAAAAGUCGAGACGGAAAUUUCUAAGGAAGAAGAGUUACAUUUAAAUACAAUAAAAUCCCAUGAUGAGCAUAAAAAACAGCUUGCAGAUAAAAUUAAAUGUGUAACUGAGAAAAUGAAUGAUAGUAAAUUGAAGUUAAGUAGAACAGAACGAGAUAUUUCUGAAGCUGAGGGAAAAAUACGUUUAUUAGAGAAGGAAAUAAGAGAAAUUAAUGAAAAAUAUGAAACUAGAUUAAAAUUAUCUGAAGCAAGUACAGAAAAAUUAUUGUUAUCUCAGAGUUUUAAACAAUAUGAAUUGCCAAACCUUUUUAUGUCAGAGGCAUUAGGUCAAACAGACAAACAAAAGUACAGGAAAAAACUUUUUACUCCUACUUUGGCAGACAAUGAUUUAGACAUUGACUCAUUAACACUUGAAGAACAAGUUACACAUUUGACUCAGGUACCCGCUUCUUCUCCAGAGAAAACUCGAAAAUUUUUUAAACAUGUAGCUUCUUCCCAACCAAAAGCUAAAAAAGAAAAUACUCCAAAAGGCAGAGGAAGAGGUAAGAAGCUCUAAAAGUAUUCCAUAUUUAACAUUAUACAGAUCAUUAUACGCAAACAAAAUUUAUGGAAUAUCUAAGACAAGUUUUAUUUUUGGUUUAUGAAGGGUUUA
This is a messenger RNA of Phymastichus coffea, 1839 nucleotides long. RefSeq lists its product as uncharacterized. The record is from RefSeq and is a predicted model, not a curated record. NCBI's taxonomy places the organism in Eukaryota, Metazoa, Arthropoda, Insecta, Hymenoptera, Eulophidae. The transcript is spliced from 11 exons. The coding region runs from base 1 to 1743 and encodes 580 amino acids.